Messenger RNA from Condylura cristata (star-nosed mole), 936 nucleotides. RefSeq names its product olfactory receptor 2M4-like. Lineage: Eukaryota; Metazoa; Chordata; Mammalia; Eulipotyphla; Talpidae. The record is from RefSeq and is a predicted model, not a curated record. Gene Ontology annotation, biological process: G protein-coupled receptor signaling pathway. The transcript has a single exon. Gene Ontology annotation, molecular function: G protein-coupled receptor activity; olfactory receptor activity. Gene Ontology annotation, cellular component: membrane. The coding region runs from base 1 to 936 and encodes 311 amino acids.
AUGAUAAGGAGAAACCAGACCUUCAACUUUGAAUUCAUCUUAUUAGGGAUCUUCAAUCAUAGUUCCACUCACAUAUUCCUUUUCUCUCUGGUCUUGUGCAUCUUCUUAGUGGCCUUCAUGGGAAACACUAUCAUGGUUCUCCUCAUCUACUUGGAGACCCAGCUCCAUACUCCCAUGUACUUCCUCCUUAGCCAGCUCUCUCUCAUGGACCUCAUGCUUAUCUGUACCACUAUCCCAAACAUGGCUUUCAACUAUUUGUCUGACAGGAAGUCCAUCUCUCUAGCAGGUUGUGGAACCCAAAUAUUCUUUUAUGUGUCAUUGCUUGGAGCUGAAUGCUUUCUGUUGGCUGUCAUGGCUUAUGACCGCUAUGUAGCUAUAUGCCAUCCUCUUCGAUAUACCAUCCUAAUGAAUCAGAAACUCUGUAUCAUCAUGACCGUAACAUCCUGGAUGUUGGGCUCUCUUGAUGGCAUCAUUGUCCUUGCAGCAGCCUUGUCAUUUUCUUACUGCAGUUCUCGGGAAAUUGAUCACUUUUUCUGUGAUGUUGCUGCCCUUUUACCACUUUCCUGCACAGACACUUCUGCAUUUGAAAAACUACUUUUCAUCUGUUGUGUGGUAAUGCUGAUUUUACCAGUUUCAGUGAUCAUUGGUUCCUAUUCUAGAGUCCUUCGAGCUGUCAUUCGUAUGGGCUCUGGUGAAAGUCGCCGCAAAGCCUUUACCACCUGCUCUUCACACCUGUCUGUAGUUGGACUUUACUAUGGUGCUGCAAUGUUCAUGUACAUGAGACCAGCUUCAAGCCAUACACCAGAACAGGACAAGAUGGUAUCAGCCUUCUAUACCAUACUCACACCUAUGCUGAACCCUCUUAUCUACAGCCUCCGAAACAAAGAGGUAUCCAUGGGAUUUCAGAAAUUACUGAAGAAAGCAAAGUUAAUAUAA